AUGGUCCGGAGCGACCAAGAGGGAGGCGAAGCGGAAAACGCCAACGCACUAUUCGACUUGGCCGACAUGGAAAUUGACCAGAAGGAGCGGCGAAAAGUCACCAAGCUCCUCACGGAGUUCUUGGACAUAUUCAACAAGGACCAAUACGAUCUCGGAACAUUCACCGGCGGCUCGUUCAACAUCAAGACCACGAGUGAAGUGCCGAUACCGUACCGCCACCGACCGAUACCCAUGAAGUUCCAAGCGCAGGUGGAGAAGCAUUUUGAAGACCUGUUAGAGGCCGGCGUGCAUGAAACAAUCCUGAUGAGCGACCAUAGACCGUUGACAUACUUGUCGGAACGAGCGCCACUCCACGCGAAUUUGGCGCGAUGGGCAAUCGAACCCCAAAGUUACAACGUAACUAUACAAUACGUCAAAGGGAAGCAGAACACGGUAGCCGACGCCAUAAGCAGGAUGGACGAAGACACAUCGGACGACAAAAUGACCACAAUACCGGAGAUGGAAGAUGUGAUCGAAUACCCAGUAUAUCUUGCAAUGUCAGCUCACGUCCAGAUCGAAGGGGAUCCAACAUGCGAAGAAAUUCGGACACGCUUGGAACGAGGAGAUCCGGCUGUCGAAGGCACGCCGAUGGCUCACUACAUGAUCAACGAACAAGGUUUGGUCGUGAUCAACAUUCCGAUACAGAAUACCGACGUGUACCUACCAGUAAUUUCGGAACAGUUACGACACAGGAUAUUCGAAGAAUUCCACUCUGGAGCAUUAGGAGAAGGACAUUUCAACGCCGCCAAGACACUUGCAAAAAUGAGGAGGAAGGCAUUCUGGCCCAGCAUGAGCAAAGAGAUAUAUCAGUGGUGUCAACAAUGCGAAUUGUGUCAACGGCGAAGGAACCCCCAGAUAGCUUAUCGGCAGACAUUACGAUCAGUCACGACAGGGGCAGUGUUCACCAAGUUUGUCAUCGCUAUCCCCAUCCCCGACGCUAGAUCGUCAACAGUCGCAGCGGUGUUAGUCAACGAGAUCAUCACGCGGUUCGGAUUCAUGUACGAAUUGGUGUCGGAUAACGGGAGAAAUUUCACCGCCGAGCUAUUCCAAGAAGUGUGCAACUUGCUACAAAUCCGAAAAAUCUUCACGACGCCUUACCAUAGCCAAUCGAAUGGAGUGACUGAAAGAACAUUCCGCACAUUCCAGACGAUGCUCUCAAAAGUAGUAUAA
Molecule: messenger RNA, 1209 nt
Organism: Caenorhabditis bovis
Lineage: Eukaryota; Metazoa; Nematoda; Chromadorea; Rhabditida; Rhabditidae
Source: the annotation of a GenBank genome assembly